GGGGCCCCCCCUCAGAGCGGCGGAAAGUGAGUAAUGAGUCCGUGUCCCCAGCGAAGAGGCGAGGAACUUGCCGUGCACACCGAGUACUUGUGCCUGCCGGCUGUCCUGCCGCUUUGCCUCAGUAUUGUUGUUCUCGGUGCCGCCACUCCUUUUCUUUUUUUUUUUUUUUUAAUUUUCCUGGCUUUCCCUUAUUAUUUUCUUUUUUUUUUUUUAGUUACUUUAAAAAUCUUCCAUUUUUCGGCGGAGGGAGGGGUGGCUGCCUGGCUGGCUGGCGGGUCUGUUGCAAAAAGCGAGAGAGAAAAAACAAAAACAAAACAAAAAAGCCAAAAAAAAAAAAGAGAAAAAGAAAAGAAAGGCAGGAAAAAAAAAAGCCAAACAAAACCAAACCAAAACCCAAAGCAAACAAACAAACAAAAAAAACUUCACUCGGAUCUGAAAGUGGCAGGAAAGUGCCUGGCAAGUUGCAGGGAUGGAGCUACACAGCUUGCAGGAGGCGUUAAAAGUGGAAAUCCAAUGUCAGCAGAAACUAGUUGCACAGAUGAAGCAAGAUCCACAGAACGGGGAUCUUAAGAAACAAAUCCAUGAAAGGCAAUCAAGAAUAGCAGCUCUUAAUGAGAAACAAACUUUGGGAACUCUCACUGCAGUGCCCAUUAAGGUUCCUCAGGUCAGCUCCUUGCAGAGGUUGGCAGGACAAGGACCAGCAGUGCUACCUCAGGUUAGGCCAAAGACCCUGAUUCCAGACAGCCUCCCGAUCUCCCCGUGCAGAGACCAACCUUCCAAGCAGCCUCCCACCUUCCAGAAAGCAACCAUCGUGAGCAUCAAGAACCCCAGCCCUGCCCUCCCGACCGCCAACAACACCGUCAGCCAUGUCCCGCCGCACGGCAGCGGGCAGCCGCAGGGCGCCGCCGAGCCCGCCGCGCUCUCGUCCCCUCUGAGCGGCGCCGGCGUGGCCUACGCCAUCAUCUCCACCUCGCCCAGCAAUGCCGCUGCCCUCGGCUCCAGCGCCGCGGUCUCGGUGGUCAACGACAGCAUCAAGGUGCAGCCGCUGCUCAUCAGUGCCGACAGCAAGGUUAUCAUUAUUCAACCUCAAGUCCAAACCCAGACAGAAAGUAAAGUGGAGACAAAGAAACCUCCUGAAGAGUCAGCUCAGGGACUGCCUGCUACCAGAAAGAAAAAGGAGGAAAAUCCAGAGAAAAUUGCCUUCAUGGUAGCACUAGGACUGGUUACAACAGAACAUUUGGAAGAAAUCCAGAGCAAGCGUCAGGAAAGAAAAAGAAGAAGCACAGCAAAUCCAGCCUACAGUGGACUCUUGGAAACAGAGCGGAAGCGCCUCGCAUCGAAUUAUUUGAAUAACCCCUUGUUCCUUUCAACGAGAGCAAAUGAGGAUCCAUUCUGGAAGAGCGAGAUCCAUCACGAUGAACACUGCACUGCGUGCAAGCGUGGGGUUAACCUGCAGCCCUGUGGCACGUGUCCCAGAGCGUAUCACCUCAACUGCUUGGAGCCACCCCUCAAAACUGCCCCCAAAGGCCUCUGGGUCUGCCCAAAGUGCCAACAGAAGGUGUUAAAGAAAGAUGACAAUGUGCCAUGGACUGGAACUCUGGCUAUUGUUCACUCCUAUGUUACUCACAAAACAGUCAAAGAAGAAGAGAAGAGAAAGUUAUUAAAGAGAAGCAGUGAGCUGAAGAGUGAGCAUAGACAGUUAGAAGAAAAAGAUCGACUUCUCAACAGUGCAGUGAAGAAAUGCUUAGAGCUAAAAACCAGCCUGAUGGCCCAGCAGAAAGGGACUCAGUCAUCACUGGAACGUCUCAAAACCCUCAUUAGACUGAUACAAAACGAGCAGAUGAUUCAGGUUACCAUGACGACCACCACCACCACCUCCCUGCUCUCCAUCCCCUGGAUCAAACCCUCUGCUGCCUCUGCUGCCAUGCACAAAGCCCUGCAGCCAUCGCAGGGCAACAACUGACAGGAGUCGGCCGUGGCAGGUCUGAGCAAGGGGCCAUGAGAAACUUUAUGCACGAGAGCAGAGCAGAGCUGAACCUGGAACGAAGGACAGAGGGAGCAGGCUCGGUUUUGCUGCCCUCAGAGACCUGCAGAGCAGUCAGCCCAGUCUGCAGGUCACUGUGGCAGCAGGUUCUCACAGAGUGGGCUGUGCUGCCGUUUCGUAUUUGCCAAGACCUUCAGUGCUUAGGACAUUUUGUUUUGUUAUGUUGGCCUUAAAGUAUUGAUGACCGAGGAUGAAGAGGAAAAGCGUGGCUGAUAGGAAGCAGGAGAGCCUUUUUUGGUGGCAGACAGGCUUUCUGCUCUAAGGGGAGAGGAGUUAGUGAGGUAUUAGAGAAGUAGUGGGGCUGAAAGCUGUGUGGGGGGGAAUUGGUGAGAUAAGCAGUGAGCUGCUUAGCACUUGCCAUGGGUUGUUUUCAGAGGAACAGUUUGAUUCAGGUGACCUGGAAAUGGGGUCCUUGUGACCACAACAGCAUCACGGACACUCACAGAGCCUUGGAAACAAAAGAUCUUUUUUUUUUCCAUAUUAUUAGACUUGAGAAUUGCAGAUAUUUAAAUAAAGAAACUGUAUGAAGUUAGCAUUUCUAGUAAAAUAUUGAAGUAUUUUCAUGCUGAUGCUUCUGUAUAUGCGUUCUGAAAUAUUUAAAAAAUACGACUGUAAAACUCCUUUUGCAGGUCCUUUUUACUUAUUUUGCUAUCAGUGUAUUUUUCUCAUGGAGUUUUUGUGCAAGGUUUAGCAUCAACCAUAAGAGUGGAUAACUUUGACAGUAUGGGUUUCAUUUUUAAAGAGAUUAUUUUGUGCGUUUCUGUCUUUUUGUUAAUUUUGGAUUCUUUUUUAAAGAAAAAAAAGCAAAUAAAUAUUCUGGGGUUUGUUUUUUGUCAGUACAGAUAAUAUGCCAAAAAAAGAUAACUUUACAUUUUUGUACUGCAUUUUUAUUGUUAAAGAUAUUUAACAUGAUUUUUUUUUGUUUCGUUUGGUUGGGGUUUGUUUGUUUGUUUGAGUUUGGGUUUUUAUUGGGUUUUUUUUGGUAGAAAUAUCUGCUGAAAUGGUACAGGAAAAAAAAAACUGCCUCAAGGGAUUGUUUCUCAAACUGGAGACUCGAACUCAAGACUUCUAAGGGGGGGGACAGGGCAUGGAGAAUGAAAAGGGUUUGGAGGAUUUGCUUUUUGGCAACUUGACUCCUUUUUAACAUUUUGUUGGAUUUUAGCAUAUUUGGGAGGUGUUCAGCAUUAGCCUGAGAACAUCCCAGUGCACCUGCCUGUUUUACUUGCUGGUCUUCCUGACGCUGAAGGUUGUGCCUGGCGCGGGCUGUCCCCUGCGGCUGCCGUUUCUCUGUCACACUGUCCCUGUCCUCACGAGUUCUCCAUCUUAGCACAGCAGGAACUUCUGGAAAGCCACCAGAGCAGGACACAAGGUCAGUCUCUCACAUCAGCGUAUCACACGGUGCCGAAUAGCCUUUUCUGUUUUUUAAUUUGAAAAAAUAAACAUGUGAGGGACUGGCUUUUUCUGUUGCCCAUCACUAGGCAGCGCGUGGUCCCUUCAACCAUUUUCACAACUCCGGGAGAAACUGUGCAGUACUAUACAAAUCUAUUUUAAUACACAACACUCGAUUGAACAAGAUUUUUAUAUUCUUUUAUUGAUGAACAAAAUGAACUAAGUAAAACACAGUUGUUAUACAUUGGUUAAUGUAUGCAAUUAUGCAUUCUGAGUGGCUUGCAAUGUAGAUGUUUUCAGGUUUCAUGAUUUUUUUUUCCUUCUCGGACAAAUUUAAAAAAAAAAAGGAAAAGUGUGGAAGGUUGAAUAUGUGAAGAAUUUCUGAAGAACUGUCUUCAACUGUUAAAAGUAGUUAUUUUGAAAAGGGGGCUGUCCAGUGGAUAGUGUGCAUAGAAAAAAAAAAAGUGUUUGUCUUAAAUAUGCCAAUGUAGUUUUACUUCUUUAUGAUGCAUUAAACUUGACUGACAAUUUCCUGGCAUUGUUGUGGUGGUCUCUGCUGCCGAGGGUCACACAUGGCCAGCCCAGGGCCUGUGCAGGGACCCCUCCCUGGCCUGGCUCUCCCUGGGGCAAGAGAAAUGACUUGAAGAACAGGAGUGUUGAUUUCUCCACCCCUGUGUUCCUUUUUCUAACUUGAGUGCUGCAAGAAUGAGUACAGGGCUUUCUGCUUGCUUUCUGCCAGAAGGUGGCCUCUUCCUUGAGGCCUCUGUGUCUCCCAGGCAGAGGCACCUGUCCAGUCCUGUGCUUGGCUUCCCACCUCUUGGAAUAAUUGCCAAUCCUCCACACCCCUGGGCUUUGCUUUCAUACCUGCACUCUGAGGUGCUCUUCAAAUGUGUGGUGACUACCACACAUUUGUGGGUGGCUGGUUUCUGGUUGGUGGAAGGGAUGGAACUUCUUCCCAAUAAAAUUAAUCAAAUUAAAGCAAAACACUGUCACCGCUGCACAAAGCCUGCCACAGUGGCUAGUGCUUAUGCAGAGCAGAAACAGGGUUGGGGUUUUCUUGUCAGAGGUAAAGGAAAGGGUAUUUUUUUGUCUGGGAGUGUGUUGCCUUGUCUUCACCUCCUGGCAGUUUUAGUGUUUAAUUUCAGGCUGCAAUAGGCAAGGGAGCUCAGCACUGCCCUCCUGCUUCCUCUACAGCUCAGCUGCCCCCUCCUCUCUCCCAGCCACAUGGAAGGCAGGCUCAUUUUUCCUCCCAUUGCUUCCAGUAUUAGAACAACUCUCCCCCACGCCAGAAAACUCCCCAAAUUGUAUGUCAGCAUCAUCAUCAUCAUCUGUUUGCCACCUUUAAACUCAGUGCUGUGCUAACAGAAAGGAGCCAUUUACAGAGCUCUGCAUGCUGCCUUAAUAAUUAAUGCAGUUGCAAGAGAGUGCAGCCUUUAAUCUUUGAUAGUAUUUUAAAUGGAGGUUUUGGUGGAGAUUUGCAGGAGUCACGCCAGGCUCUGUGUUCCUUGCUGUGUUAUGGGCAUUGUCUUUGAAAAGAAUCAGGAGCUGCAGGGUUCCCAGCCUCCCCUCCCAACUGAAAGUUAUUUUUACAGCUAUGCCACACUUCACAGCUUCAGGGCUCUUCAUUUUACCCUGACAGACUGGUUUCUGUGCACAGGACCUUUUCACGUGCCCUAAGUUAUCUUGCAGAGGAUCUGCUCUGCAAACAGCCAUCUGAAUGAAGCGCAUCGUCUCCGAGCCUGUCGGUUUUGUAUUUGCACCUCUCCAAAUGUAAUUUCACCAAUUCUUCCUGCCCACUGUCUCUUGUCUCGCAGAAGUGAGAGGAAAAGGAACGCUUCUCUGUGUUGGAAAGUAACACAGAGCAAUGCCAGAAAGAGCAUUUUUUGUGUCAGGAUCUCAGCUGUUUCAAGGUUUCAUAUCCUUUGGAGGGAGAGGCCACUAGAACCUGAGUGCUCAGAAGUCAGGAAGCGAAGUCAAGACCACUGAAUUUUUUUUAGUAUUUAGUUUACAAUCACAGCAGCAAUUUUUGUGAGAUAUUGCAAGGUGAUUUCAUAACAACGUCAGCCCAGCAAUCAGCUUCUCUCAUGGCAGACUUCUGUGCAAGGAUGGCAACACAGACUACAGCAGCUGCAUCAGGAGUUCAUUCCUCAUGCCAAGCCCUUCUCCAGCAGUUUGAUGGCCUAUUAAGAUCACUUAAACUUUAAGAAGAAUGCAUUAUAAACUGAUACGUACUUUUUGUUCUGUGUUCUGCGUGUCAUCUGUAGCUGGAAAGGAAGUAAUUACGCUGAAAUGAGUGGCAAUAGCCACAUCAGAUAAAACUCUACUCACUUUAAUCAGGUUUUUCCAACUGCAGCCUAUUUUGCUUAGAAAAUGAAGCCUGGCUUCUAAGAUCAAUCACUAGCGACUGACUGAUGCAAACAAAAAAUGCCAGACUUCCCUGCUGUAAGGCACUUUUAAGUUCACCAUGGUGAAGAUCAUUAAAGCAAGAGUUGGGAUUUUUUCCCUCCCUUAAAAAACAAACAAAAACUAAAUUCUCAUGACAGGAAAAAAUACUACAAAGCAUACACAAGCUUACUAUAAUACAUUCUAGCCAAGGAGAAGGAAAAACAACAAAAAAGAUGCCACUGCCCUUUGAAGUUCUUGUUUGCAUUUGCGCUGGCAAAUUGCAGAUGAUUCUUUGCUGUUUAAAUGUGGCAGAAAUACUGCACUCCAACCUUUGAGCAGUUCACUUUUGCAUUUCACCUUUGGGUUUAAAAUGCUGCAAUAAAUCACCUUUCCCCCCAACAUUCCUGCUAGAAACACAGCUGAUGGCAGUCCAGUUGCAGUUGACGCUCAUCCAGUUGCCAAGGUGGCCACUGGUUGCUUCUACCCCAGCUGCCCUUCCCCUCUCCCUGUCCUGAGGGGCUCCAGAGCCUCAUCCAGCCAGAGUUGUGUGGAAGAGAGAGACACAACCAGCCAAGUGAAGGCUGUGCAAAUUCAUCUGGGUUGAGACUGGAUUUGACAUCAGCCAUCUGGUGAAAGUGGCUUGGCACAGAGUGGCUGUAAAGCUGCUGGUUGGCAACAGCUGAACAUGAGCCCAGGUGUGCCCAGGUGGGCAAGAAGCCAAAGACACCUGGCCUGGAUCAGGAAUAAUGUGUCCAGCAGGACCAGAGCAGUGACUGUCCCCUGUGCUGGGCACUGCUGAGGCCACUCCUUGAGUGCAGUGUCCAGUUCUGAGCCCCCCACGACGAGGCAGACACUGAAGGGCUGGAGCACAUCCAGAGAAGGAAUCGCUGCUAGGGAAGGGUCUGGAGCACAGGAGAAGAUGAGGGAUCUGAGGAGGCUUAGCCUGGAAAAAAAGAGGCUCAAGGGGAACCUUCUUGCUCUCUACAAUUCCCAGCGAGGUGGGGGUCAGGCUUUGCUCCUAGGAAACAAGUGACAGCAUCUCUGAAAAUAUUUAAAAGACUUGUAAAUGUGGCGCUUGAGGACAUGGCAUUUCUAAGUUAGUUAUUGGACUCAAAGUUCUUUUCCAACCUAAAUAGUUCUCCCUCUGCUGUGUGCCCUGGGUGUUUGGGGCUGCCCCCGUGUGCUGGGUCAGAGGGUCACUUUCUUUGAGUUAAUGUUACUCUGGGUGUGUCUGUCACCUGUUUCAUUUGAGUGGGCUCAGGCUGGAGCCAGCACUGCCCUGCUGGGUGGCUGCCAGGUGUCUGCCCUGUGCUGGAGUGGUAACUAAAAACUGCAGCCUAAUGAAGAACUGAAAGGCACAUGUAAAGGACUCAAACAUGAACUAAUGAUGAAACAAAAAAAAAACCACAUCAAAGCUUUUAAUUUUACUCUAAGUACUUUGCUCUCACUCUCAGAAAUUCUUAUCAAAGACAGGCAGAUGUCACUGCCUCCAGGGGUCUCAACUCAGAGCUCCCUGAUUUGAAUUUACUCCCCACAUUUGUUUUCAACACCACAGACCAACGACGUAAUAGUAGCAGCAGGUUUUGCUGUGGCAAAGCCACACAGAGAAACUGAACAGCACUGCAGAGCUGAGUAAGGCUUUAGCACCUAUUAAGUGCUGUACACUUGUAAAUGCAAAUAAAUCCCUGCAUAAAUGCCACCAAGGUUCUGCAUACUGGUAAGAUGAAUUACUAUCAGGUAACACAAGCAUUUAUUUCCAUGGUAAAAUACUAACACAAACCCUUAUGGGCUCUGUAUUAGGCAAGAAAGGGUUUACAAAGUUUAUAAAUAAACUGUGCUCUGAGUCACACCAAGCCAUGGGGUGGGCACAACUCUUGUGGAGCUCAGUCUGUGUGAGUCUCCCUUCCCUCCAGAUGAAGGUGGGGACUGCUGGGCUUUCACGAGAGGUGCUUUGCCUGGUUUUCUUUAUCACCUCAUCUUUAUCACAUCAAAUUGCUUUCCUCAGUCAAAAGCUCACUUAAUGAGGGACACGAGUAAUUAGUUCAUUGGAAAUAGCAUUGCAAGGGCCAGCUGGGAGCAGGGCAGGGUGCACAGGGUGGUGGGACUCCCUCCCAUCACAGCUGCAAGGAGCAGGGAUGAAGCAUUUAAUUAAGGCUAUUGUGCUCUUACCUUUUGGAAGGUGAGGUGCUGGCAGUAACUCUCCCUCACCUUCUUCCCCCAUGAUCCAACACCCCCAUGGGCCCUCCAAAAGUGACAGUGUUGGCAAACCUACACUUUCCACAGCUGGGAAUACACACUAGUCAGGAAACAAAAGGGGGGAAUGUGUGAUUGUACCAUCAGUUCCAUUAAAAGUUCAACUUACUACCUAAGUACACACUGAUCAUGCGAAUAAAAUAUCGGGAGCUUUUCCAUUAUUAGUCUGCUCAUGGGUGGAUGAAUAUAUUAAAGUUAAUAAGGCUCUGCGAGAUUCUGUGAUGAAUGCUGCUCGAGGACUGCAGCACACCCAGACAGAUCAUCUGCACACACGUAAGUGACAUCCAUUUAUGGAACUUUUUUUGUAAGAACUGCAAAGGGCCCCCUCGGUUAAUGACAUUGUUCAAUCUUCUUUCGUUUCUUCACAGAUUCAGGAUAGAAAAGUAUUCCCCUUCCCUUUUGGUGCUUGUUGCUAGAGGUGUCCUGAUAAUGAGACUAAUCUUGGGACCAAUUUUCAAUUCCUAGCUCAGUAAACUAAACAGCUCAGUAAACUAAAAUGCUUAGGCAAUUUAUUCUCUAUAUAUUGUCAGCUAGGUAACACUUGAUUUCUCAUUUCAUGGCUGCAUUUUAUUGUUUUCAACUGAAAUCCAGCAUGUGUGUUUUCAACAGAUUAUCUCCAUAAUCACUUUCUUUUUGCUAUGGAAAUGAUCUGAAAAUUGUUCUUUGAUACGAGAGAAGAGUUCACAAGGCCACACUGUACAAAAGCUUGAAUCGUGCAAUUAUCAUUUGUAAAGAGAAACUGUUAUCAAAGUAACUGCAGGGGACACCUCCAGGACUCCUCUUAGAGUCAGGAAAUUUGAAACAUAUAUUUCUCUAACAUGAAUUUCACUCCAAACCCUCCUGAAUAAUUCAUGUGAGCUGAUUUAAUGCCUUAGUUAAGUCUGGCACUCAGGACAGAGAUCGGGGGGAUUCUGCCAGAAAUGCAGAAUUUCACCAAUUCCUCAAGGGCUGGGGACAGAGCUGGGGUCUCAUCACCAGGGAUUUGUAGCCAGGUACCUUUAGUUUGGGAGAGUCCAUUCCCCGUGAUCAGCAGCCUGUAGGGAAAGGCUGGGGUGGAGGUGAGUCCCUCCCCAGGCUGCCUGCUGGGGUAGCAAGGCAAAGGGGAGCAGGAGCCCCAGCCCUGCUGCACCGCAUUCCUACAACCAGGGAGAUGCUUUCCAUGUAGGGAUGGGGGUUCAGUUCACCUCUGGACUUCUAAGGGAGAAGCACCAGAGCCUUCUGUGCUCCCUCACUGUGGUUGGCUCAGUGCCAGCACACGGGCACCCAUUGGAUCUUUGGAAUGUUUCUCAAAACCUGUGGCUGUUUCUAUUGGGCAGCAAGCAAAAUUGUCCCUCCUUGAUCGUUGUAUACAUAAAAGGAGCACAGAAGUGUUCUGGGUUUUUGUGGUGUCUCAGCAGGUGCUAGAGGUUUCUCUGCACUGUGCACGGCUUUUGUUGUUUUGUUUUUGUAUUGUUUGUUAUUUUCUCUUCUAUUAAAACAUUUGCUUUACAAAACACACCUGAAGAGCCAUCUCACAAAUCUCCUUAAGCCAUUUCUGAGGAGUUGCAGGCCAGCCCUCCCAGCUCGAUACAUCUUUGUGGGGCUCAUUUCAGGCUGGCCUCAGGUAAGAUUGUGUCACAUCCCCCCUCACUCUGUCCCCAGCACAGCCAAUGGCAGAACCAGAGCUUCUGGUCUUCCUAAGCAGCACCAAAUGACCCUUACUAACAGGUGUUACCUGUUCUUUGAAAAGGUACCUUGACAGGAAAGGCACCAUUUUGUUCUUCAUUCACUAAAUGAGAGGAGCUAUAAAUCACUAGGAAAUGCUAGUUUACAAAGUACUAAGAGGAAUAAUGGAGUUUAGCAUGUGACCAAUACUGAAAGAGGGAGUCUGGUUUUAACCAUCACCUCAAGUGUCCACAGACAGGCAAAUCAGCUGAAGGGAUGCUUGCAGCUUGUACUUGUUCUUUGUAAAAGUGAAGGGGUCAGAGACAACUGUGUUCUGACAACUGCAGCUGGCAAAUUGCUGUUGUCUCCAAACCUAGGAUGAGUGGGAAAACUCAAUCUAUGUGGGAGCCCCUACCUGCCUCUGGGGACGUUUUGAGCAAAGCUGACUUCCAUGCACUCAGGAUUUCAACCCACAGGGCUCUGCUCUGUUACUGUGCUAAAGAUGUCCAGGACUCCCAUUCCCAUCACACAACACAGCCUGCAGACCAAAAGCCCUUUGGUGUUGCUGGAUUUUAAAGAAAGGACAUGAGGAAAUGGAAAACAACCCUUUGAUAGGCCUUACCAGUAUUUAAUCCCAAAGAACUCUUCUAAUGCCAGGUGUUCCUGUAUUUUUUUUACAGACAGUGAAAUGAACGUGUAUGUAUUUUGACCAAAGUUAGAGGGUGGUAAAAUACUGUGGUUUUGUUAAUUCCCAGAGCCAAAUUCCUCCCCUAUCAAAACAGGAUGCUGAUGUACAGAAUCAAGCUGCUGAGCAAUGCUGAGUGUAACUAUGUCUGAGUUUCAAUACAACAAAGCCUGGAGGCUCUCACACAGAUGUAAAGCUGGUAAGUUGCAAUAUGAAAUGAUGAUAGUUUUGUCCUUGGCAAUUUCAUUUUGCUGAACUGCAACAGUCCUGAAUUCUUGUUAAUUAUUCUCUGUGUAAUGUGCCAUAUUUUAUAUUUAAAUGGGAGCCAUAGGUGGUUAUUACUUACAGAUAUUCAAAAGCCACAUGUUGUCUUUAUGACACUUGAGGAAUAGGAGAAAACAUGCAGCUGUGCCAUCAGAAGUUGGUCCUAACUCAUCUUGUUCUAAAGCCUCCAUUUUUCAAAUUUUAAUCACUGCCAAAUGCUAUAGAUGACACCUACUGGGCAAAUGGAGGCCUGGCACACCCAGCAUUUCACAGCCUCCUGAAUAUUAUUUCAGGUUAUUUCCUGAGACAGGAACAAAUCCUCUUCACCCUCUGCAACAAGAUUUUGUUGCACUCUUCACACAGGCUGGGAAUUUCCAGCUGCCAAUUGGAAGGACAGAAGCACAAAUCCUCAACUCACCUGUGGGAUAAAGAGUGGCUGUGCUGGCAGAGGAGAAGGUCCUCCUGAGACUAUUUUAUUGCAAUCUAAAUAUUCCCUGUUUCAUUUGCUCUGUACAGAAGCAGGAGGGCUAGAGCAAUAGGGAAAACACCACUUACCUUUUUAACAUUGGCUAAUUAUCUUUUGCUCUACAGGCAACUAUGAUGAUAACUUGUUUAACACAUGCCAUUGCCUGUGUUAAACAAUGAAACAGU
This is a messenger RNA of Prinia subflava (tawny-flanked prinia), 11315 nucleotides long. RefSeq names its product PHD finger protein 21B (gene PHF21B). The transcript is spliced from 14 exons. Bases 470 to 1963 code for a protein of 497 amino acids. The record is from RefSeq and is a predicted model, not a curated record. NCBI's taxonomy places the organism in Eukaryota, Metazoa, Chordata, Aves, Passeriformes, Cisticolidae.